AAUCUGCUGGAAGAACAAACAACCUCCCAGAAGUCUGAAACGGGACAAUCUACACUUAAGCACUUCCACCAGAGUGCUGUGGACAAGGCCUUACAGAGUCCAAAUGGACACCUGGACUUGUUCCUCCGCUUCCUUCUGGGUCUUUCCCUACAGAACAGUCAGAUUCUCCUACGAGGAAUCCUCACACAGACAGGAAGAAACUCACAGAGCAGUCAGGAAACAGUCCAGUACAUCAAGAAGAAGCUCAGUGAGAAUCUGUCUGCAGAGAAAAGCAUCAAUCUGUUCCACUGUCUGAAUGAACUGAAUGAUUGUUCUCUAGUGGAGGAGAUCCAACAGUGCCUGACAUCAGGAAGUCUCUCCACGGAGAAACUUUCUCCUGCUCAGUGGUCAGCUCUGCUCUUCAUUUUACUGUCAUCAGAAAAAGAUCUGGAUGUGUUUGACCUGAAGAAAUACUCUGCUUCAGAGGAGGCUCUUCUAAAACUCCUACCGGUGAUCAAAGCCUCCAACAAAGCUCUGCUGAGCAUCUGUGAACUUUCAGAGAGAAGCUGUAGAGCUCUGUCCUCAGUUCUCACCUCCCAGUCCUCAAGCCUGAGAGAGCUGGACCUGAGUAACAAUAGCAUGGAGGAUUCCGGAGUGAAGCUUCUGUCUGAAGCAGUGGAGAGUCCACAUUGUAAACUGAGAACUCUGAGACUGAGUCUUUGUAACCUCUCAUUGAGAAGCUCUGACAGUCUUUCUGCUGGACUGCAGAAUCUGAACUGCAAGCUGACUAGUCUGCGACUGAGCGCCUGUAACCUCUCAGAGAGAAGCUAUGAAGCUCUGUCCUCGUUUCUUAGCUCCCGGGCCUCUAGUCUGAGAGAGCUGGACCUGAGUAACAACAACGUGCACGAUUCAGGCGUGAAGGUUCUGUCUGGCGCAGUGGAGACUCCACAAUGUAGACUUAAAACUCUCAGCUCGAUAGCUGAUCGGGAAGUCAAGGCCCACUAG
Neolamprologus brichardi is the source of this 984-nucleotide messenger RNA. Lineage: Eukaryota; Metazoa; Chordata; Actinopteri; Cichliformes; Cichlidae. The record is from RefSeq and is a predicted model, not a curated record.